CACCCACGUGGUUCGAGCGACUUUCGGCUUCCAGCUCCGAGUGCGCCGAGCCAUGAGCGAGCCGCCGGCCGACGUACGCGCCUUCCUGCGGGAGCAUCCGAGCCUGCGGCUGGAGCCCGGCGCCCGCAAGGUGAGGUGCUCUCUGACGGGCCACGAGCUGCCCUGCCGCCUGCCGGAGCUCCAGGUCUACACCCGCGGCAAGAAGUACCGGCGGCUGGUCCGCGCCUCCCCGGCCUUCGACUACGCUGAGUUCGAGCCGCACAUUGUGCCCAGCACCAGGAACCCGCACCAGCUGUUCUGCAAACUCACCCUGCGGCACAUCAACAAGUCCCCGGAGCAUGUCCUGAGGCACACCCAGGGCCGGCGGUACCGGAGGGCGCUGCAGAAAUACGAGGAGUGUCGGAAGCCCGGUGUGGAGGCCGUGCCCGCCUGCCGCCAGCACGGGAGCAGGGGGAGGGCAGACCAGCACGACAGUGACGGGCCGCCCCGCCCUAGAGAAGCCUUCUGGGAGCCCGCGUCCAGCGAUGACGGCGCCGCCCCUAGUGACAGUGACGACAGCAUGACAGACCUGUACCCACCCGAGCUGUUCACCAAAAAGGACCUGGGAGGGACUGAGCACGGGGACAGCACCGACGACCUUCUGACGGGGGAUGAGGACGAGAAGCCGAGACGCCGCAGAGAGAUGGGCCCCGGAGACAGCGAGGCGGUGGGCGCGGGCCGGGAGCAGGUCCUCGAGCGCGGGAAGAAGCAGUCCUGCUCGUUGAAAAAGAAGUCCAAGAGUCAUCACCGCAAACCUAAGAGCUUCAGCUCUUUCAAACAGUCGGGUUAAUGGAAAGUUGCUGGAGAAAACACAUCUGGAGAGCCUUUUGAGAACCCUCCCGGCAUCCAGGCCACGUUCCUCCUCAAGGUGCCUGCCGCGCGUCCUCCUGACUGGUGGGAUGUCCAUCCACUCCUCGUUUGCUGCCCCAGAAGGCCGGGCCGGCGGGGGUGGGGGGGGGUCUCACCCCCACCCCCAGGAAGCAGCAGGGACCCCGGAGGGGGCACCCGAGGAGAGCCCUGGCCAGUCCCCACCUGGCUGGACGACACCAGAGGAUCACACUGUGUACAACAAAUGCCACUAUUUAUUUUGACGUGUCUCCAAAAAUCAAAAUGUUUUCAAACACAACUAAGAUAUAAAAUACAGCAUAAAAUGAGAUUCAUAACUAUCUCCCCCGUAAAGCAAACAAUUUUUCAGAAAUCGUUGUGCCAAAACCAAUUGGUAGAUCCUGUUUUCCUCUCCUCCCCGAGGAGGCGUCGCCCCCCGGCCCGAGCACUAGCCCACGCAGGGCCACGGGAGGCGGGACUGGGGGCCACCACGCCACCUGGCCACCGGGGUCAAUCUCAGUUUUUACAAACCAGAAAGGUCUUCCUAGCAGGGGGCCGAAGAAGACCCGUACCCUGCCAAAGACAGUGUCACGGAGCAACUGCGACCUGGCCGAGAGCGCCAUUCAUCAGGGCCAUCGUGCUGGGGUAACGGGGAGGGGGGUGUAGAUCAAGACGCCCCCUGCCCAGGUUGCGACAGAGUCGGCAAACCCCCUUGGUGUGGGAGCGUCCCAGUGACUGAAGUAGAAAAGCCCUCUGAACUUAUAAAUACUCGGGGAGGAGGGUCACUGGGGGAGGGACUGGGAGCGGCUUGGCUUGAGCCUCUGCAGUGGUGGGGACACAGGCGGGUGCUGGAAAGGUUCUAAGAGCGCUAGUGGGUAAGAGCCGGCCUCCCCCCUUCCCUGGGAAGCUGACCAGGGGCUUUGCUGGGACGGGGCGGGGUUGCUCCCCACCUCACCCUGGCUCUGGCCUGGAAGGUAGACGUGGAUCUGGGUUUAGGACUGGCCCCGGCAGCCCUGGGGAGGCCCUCAGGCUUGCACCCCUAGCUGAGCAAACCGGAGAGAGUGAGGUCGGCUCCAAGGCAAGGCUUGCGAGGGGCCUCCAAGGAGGGCCUCGCUGAGUUCGGCCAGCCUCACCGUGUCGGGUCUGACCGUGACUCGCCGUGGGAGGCGCAGAGGCGCUCACAGCCCCAGCAAGAGAAACGCAGUAUAAGGCAAGUUAGGAAACUUGAAGUACUGGAUCGAGAGCCAAUCGGUAAGGCAUCACAGAUCGUAAGAAGUAAUUUGGGUUGCAUUCAGCAUAGCAAAUAGACAAUCUGAGCAAGCUGCAGCCUCGUGAAGAUGGGGGAGUGGUGGCCGCAUGGCCUGGGGAGCCCCGCGGGGGAGACGAGCGGGCAGCGCUGGCCCGGCUCUGGCUGUGGCCUUGGGGCGGCUCAGCGUGAGGUAACCAGUCUGAGCGCCGGGCUCCGGCCCGGCCCUGCGGUGGCAGCUGCCCCCCCCACCGAGCUGGGCACGCGGGGGGGCCGAGGCCCGCGUGCUGCCGGGCCUGGGGGGCGGGUCCCUGCGGGCUCCGGGCAGCCUCCCCGUGGGCCACCGUCUGCACCUUGAGCCACUACCGCUCCCAGGGCGUCGCCCCAUAAAAACUGCACCAAUCUGAGUCGAGCCCCUGAUGAACACCUUUCACCGUAGACGGCCGCCUUGGCUGCCUCUCUAACACUGCCUUAUUCUUUGGGUCUAGGGUUUCUCUACAUGCUCUCGCUGUCCCUAUAAAGUAUCACAACGCAGGGCAGAAAC
Messenger RNA from Physeter macrocephalus (sperm whale), 2654 nucleotides. It is a transcript of the gene SURF2, whose product is annotated as surfeit 2. The record is from RefSeq and is a predicted model, not a curated record. The transcript has 6 exons. Lineage: Eukaryota; Metazoa; Chordata; Mammalia; Artiodactyla; Physeteridae. Bases 53 to 829 code for a protein of 258 amino acids.